AUGUCUUUCCUCCUCGCGGGCGCAUGGGAUCAAGCCUAUGGAUGGAACUCCCUCACCGCCGACGAGCGCACCACCAUCAAGUCUGAGUGCGUCAACGCCGGCAUUAAGCUGAUCGUCGCCGUCUUCGGCGCUGCUACAGGACCUCCGUUGCAGCUGCGCUCGGACUUGCCUGCCGGCGAUUGCAUCGUCCCCCAUGCGCGGGGCGGUGGGGGCUAUCUCGCCGUUAACGAGAAGGUCGGCGACCUCAUCGGCUGGAAUAAUAUCCAGUUCUACAACCGUGCGCUCCCUUCUCUCUCUUCUCCUCCCCUCUUCUCUCCCCCUGCCCUUCUCUUCCCCAUCUCCUCGUUCUUCUGCGCCUCCAACACCACUUCUUUCACAGAAUAUACCUCAUGCUAUUCCCUUCCAAACACCUCUUCCUCCACCUGGCCCGAGUCCGCCCUGUUCGAGAUCAUCACCAACAACGUCGACGCUGACAAGCUCGUCAUCGUAAAGCCCGCGACCUCGGGCGACGCCAAAUACGAGUACAUCGCGCUCGAGACGCUCGCGAAGUGCCUGCAGUCGGCGAAGGCCGCGGGCUGGCGGGCGACAACGGUCUCGUUUUUCGUGACUCGGACACUGCAAGGUACUGACAGUUCAAACGUAUGCAAACGCUAG
Messenger RNA from Schizophyllum commune H4-8, 654 nucleotides. RefSeq lists its product as uncharacterized. The coding region runs from base 1 to 654 and encodes 217 amino acids. The record is from RefSeq and is a predicted model, not a curated record. The transcript has 5 exons. NCBI's taxonomy places the organism in Eukaryota, Fungi, Basidiomycota, Agaricomycetes, Agaricales, Schizophyllaceae.